Nicotiana attenuata is the source of this 880-nucleotide messenger RNA. Its product is annotated as putative RING-H2 finger protein ATL21A. The record is from RefSeq and is a predicted model, not a curated record. The transcript has a single exon. NCBI's taxonomy places the organism in Eukaryota, Viridiplantae, Streptophyta, Magnoliopsida, Solanales, Solanaceae. Bases 21 to 740 code for a protein of 239 amino acids. Gene Ontology annotation, molecular function: polysaccharide binding.
UACAAGGUCUUUCAAUCAAGAUGGCCUUCUUUUUCCUCUUGCACUUAUUUCUCAUAGUCAUGGUAUCCUUUACUGUGUUUGGUAAAGGAGCAAAUGAUUGCGGAGAGUUUAGGUGCAAUAGUGAUGGCCCUAGCAUUCAUUUCCCCUUCAGGCUUCAACAUCAGCCCGAACAUUGUGGCUAUCCUGGCUUUGAGCUAUCUUGUACCAACAAUAAGACCAUACUUAGUACCCUUCCUAAUUCACUUAUACUAUUAGUUGAGGAUAUUGAUUAUGUAUCUCAGAAGAUUAGGCUUUAUUGUCCGAGAAGUUGUAUUGUGAACCUAUUGCACUUUAACUUUUCAGCAUCUCCUUUCCUCUUUAAUGAUGAGCCUCCUCUUUGUAACUUCUCCAUUUUUAGUCGUUCCGGUAUCUCAUUAAAUGGUGACUUUGGCUCACAUGGUUGCUCUGCUACCUCUGACUCUGGAUUAAUUGCUAUCAGCAAUAUAAAACCUUUGGAAAAUUACCCUGUUCUUUUACGUUGUAAAAAGAUUGAUGAAAUUUCAUAUGUUCCCUGUGUUCUAGAAUACGAUCACCCCCUCUGGAUCAGCUGGUUAAAUCCAAAGUGUGGCUACUGUGAAGGUCUUGGAAAGGAUUGUGGUUUCAAGAACUAUAGCAACCAACUGGGAACUCAGUGUUUCGACAGACCAUCGACUACAAAAGGUAUUAACUCAUUCAAAGAUCUCUUUUGUUUGCAGAAUUGAUAAAAUAAUAAUAUCAAAAGUGAAUGUAUCAUAACUAGAACAUUUUAUUUACAAUCUUUCCAAAUCCAUCUGCCUCUUGAAUAUGGUAAUGGAUUUGGAUGUGAUAUCAUUUUUUAAUAAGGUAAAUAAUUAUAUAAAUG